AUGCCUGCAGAGAUUCGAAACGAAGUCUAUCAGUAUCUUCUGCCGGAUGUUACCAGCCUGCGAGACGUUACUGGUCUUCUUUGCGCUUGCAAGCAGAUCCGUCAAGAGCUGUCCAGCAUGAUAGUUGCCGAGAGCCAGAUCGUCAUGAACCGUGCAGUACAGAAGAGUAUCGAUCUGGUCCAGGUCGCUUAUCCUACCACUGAGGUAAAUGCGGUUAUCGGCGCGCCCAAGAUUCAGACGCACUCCCACCUUUGCAACGUAAACGUCAAUCUCGGAUUGCGCGAUACCGACUCGCAGACUACCGACACAGAUGUACCAACCGUAUACUUCGACGAAGUCUUCAGCUCCUUCCGCGAAUUACUGAGCCUACAUCUACCCUACGUUACCAUCAAUGUCCCUGCCACGAUCGCCAAUGACGCCAGCAUAGCCGAUCCCGAACUUCGACGUCGCCUGCUAGACUCAUGUGUUCUUACCUUCAGAAGACUGGAAGAGACUCCAGGGGUGACUCUGAAUGUGCAACACGUUGUAUUCGAGAUUCGGAAUCAAAAGUGGGAUACCGCGGCUCUCGUAUAUAACCCCAUCGUGGUGUUCCUCUUCUAUCGCAACUCGAUCGACUUCGACUCUAUACCCGAGGCAAUGAAAGAAGAAGUCAACAGUCUAGACAAUAUCUGGAAAGCGACCCCCCAGGAGUGUGUGGAUGCGUAUUAUGAGCAUGAGUCUGCGCAGGGCGUCAAGCUAUGUUCUACCGUGGAAUCUACGUCCGAGUUCAACCAUCUCAAAUGCGUGUGCAAACAACUCUACAAAGGAACCAAACACUUGUCACUGUUACACAACGAUAUCGUAUUCGCCCAAGACAACGUAUGCGCUCAAGAUGCUACUCAUUAG
Messenger RNA from Alternaria rosae, 885 nucleotides. RefSeq lists its product as uncharacterized. The coding region runs from base 1 to 885 and encodes 294 amino acids. The transcript has 2 exons. NCBI's taxonomy places the organism in Eukaryota, Fungi, Ascomycota, Dothideomycetes, Pleosporales, Pleosporaceae. The record is from RefSeq and is a predicted model, not a curated record.